UUCUUUAAUUUUAAGGAAUCGCGUACCACAGUAGCGACGCAUCUGUCAAGUUGAAAACCAUGAGAGUGAAGUUGGUCCCUGCUCUGGAAGACAAUUACAUGUACUUACUGGUUGACGAAUCAACAAAUCAAGCUGCUGCUAUCGAUCCUGUUGAGCCGGACAAGCUGCUAAAAGCAGUGAAGGAGGAAGAAGUUAACCUUACCAGUGUGCUCACUACUCAUCACCACUGGGAUCACGCAGGUGGUAACGACGCUCUAGUGAGGAGAGUCGACACGAAACUGCUUGUCUAUGGAGGUGAUGACAGAAUAGGGGCACUCACUAACAAAGUACAGCAUGGAGAUAAAUUCCAGGUCGGAAACCUAAACGUCGAGUGUCUGUUCACCCCCUGCCACACGUCGGGUCACAUCUGCUAUCACGUGACGGAUCAAAGCGGAGAGCCGGGUGUUGUAUUCACAGGUGAUACGCUUUUCAUAGCUGGUUGUGGUAAGUUCUUUGAGGGGUCGCCUGAACAGAUGCACAACGCCCUUGUAGGAAUACUGAGCAAACUACCACCAGAGACGAAGGUUUUCUGCGGACACGAAUACACGCUCAGCAACCUAGCAUUUGCGCACCAUGUUGAACCAAAUAAUCAGGAUAUCAGCAAUAAAAUGGACUGGGCACAGGGACUAAGAAGAAGGGAUAUGCCUACCGUACCAUCGACAAUAGGAGAAGAGCUUUUGUAUAACCCCUUCAUGAGAGUGAAUGUUGGCUCCGUACAAGAACACGCAAAACAGUGCGACCCGGUUGCAGUGAUGGCACAUCUUCGCAGUGAGAAGGACAGAUUCAAGGCGCCACGGUUGUGAACGUGCCAAUCAAAGCAUUUUAGAAGUGAUCCUUGGAAUAAAAGUUCAUCAGAUUUUAUGAUAAUGUUAAGUUAUUAUUAAUAUCAAGAUUAAUAUUAAGAUUAUCAUUAUUAUAUGUCUAAGUAUAUUGACCUGUUAGUGACAGUAUCGUUAACCUCAUCAAGCUGAAUGAAGUUGCUUCAUUCAGUUUGAAGAUUACAGCUAGAUAAGACUGGUCAUUGAAAUUUGUUAACAGGUCGACGUACUUUGAUUCAAAUCAAAACCAAAUUACUUUUAAUAUUGCAGAAACGAGUUUGUGCUGUGCCUGCUGAAUUUUACCUAUAUAGAGUGAUAUUAUCAGAGGGAUUAUAAUCCAUAUAUAGUGAGGUGUAAAAGCUAAAUGUGGAAACGCUCGUCUAGACAUGCAUUUGGAAAUCAUGCAAGUUCACUCCCAAUAUUAGGUGGAGAUUCUUGGUAAUCUAGCAAGAGAUCACUGUAUAGGGCUAAACGAUUACGGAACAGGAUGCUCAAGAAGUAACUCACUGACUAACUAUUAUUUGCACUGCUUGCUUUGUAUAUCUUUGUUUUUUCUUUUUUUUCUUUUUGUAUAUUUUUGUUUUUUUUAAUACAUUUAAUUAUCUUGAUCGUA
Priapulus caudatus is the source of this 1470-nucleotide messenger RNA. RefSeq names its product hydroxyacylglutathione hydrolase, mitochondrial-like. The transcript has 8 exons. Lineage: Eukaryota; Metazoa; Priapulida; Priapulimorpha; Priapulimorphida; Priapulidae. The record is from RefSeq and is a predicted model, not a curated record. Gene Ontology annotation, molecular function: hydroxyacylglutathione hydrolase activity. Bases 60 to 842 code for a protein of 260 amino acids.